Molecule: messenger RNA, 2142 nt
Organism: Cyphellophora attinorum
Lineage: Eukaryota; Fungi; Ascomycota; Eurotiomycetes; Chaetothyriales; Cyphellophoraceae
Exons: 1
Coding region: 1-2142 (713 amino acids)
Biological process (GO): proteolysis
Cellular component (GO): fungal-type vacuole
Molecular function (GO): aspartic-type endopeptidase activity
Source: RefSeq, a predicted model, not a curated record
AUGCGCUUGGAUCUAUUCGUUUGGACCGCGACAGUAUACAUUGGGCUCGCCAGUGCGGAGCCCGCGCCAAUUGUAUGCACGUCCUCCACAGAAUACGUUGGGUACGAUGGGCAAUGGUCGCCGAUCACUAUCCGAGUCGGCGCUCCUGAGCAAUGGCUCUCUGUUCUACCGAGUACGUUGUCGCAGGAGACCUGGGUCAUGGGACUGUCGGCAUGCGAUGGUACCAGCGCAUGUCAAGCUGCUAGAGGUGGUCUGUUCUCGUCGAACGGUUCCAGCACAUUUCAGAGCCUGGGCCUGUAUGAGCUAGGCGACAGUGCAGUUCUGGGCGAUUCACAGGUCGGAUACUAUGGCUUAGACACUAUCAGUCUGAACGAUAUGGCAUUUGAGACAAACCAGAUCAUUGCCAUCCUCAACACAUCUUCUGUAUGGGUUGGCGAAAUCGGACUUGGCGUGCAACAAACACGCAUCAAUGGUUCGGAAACGAGGCUUCCACUCUUGUCGUCAUUGGUGCAGAAUAACAGCAUGAUUCCUAGUCAUAGCUUCGGCUACACAGCUGGAGCGGCCUAUCUGCUGAAAGGCGUUCCGGCGUCUUUGACACUGGGUGGCGUCGACCAAAACCGCUUCGACUCGAACAAUCUAAAUCUGACGCUGAGUUCUGAUUAUGCCCCAGUUCUGGCUGUCAAUGCUAUCAGCGUCGCGACUUCCUCAGAGGAGCUGCCUUCCACGUGGAACGCGAACCCCACAGCCCUGCUGGAGAAAUCGGAAGCAGCGACGUUCACUGUCGAUUCUUCCACCCCAUUCCUAUGGAUGCCGCCAACCGUCUGCGAAAGAAUUGCUGAUGCACUCGGACUCUACUACAACGAGACACUGGAGCUAUACUUCUACAAUGACACCAUUUCAACACCAGACGCGCUGGCGCAGCUGAACUUGACAUUCACAUUCGAAAUCGGUAAUCUACCAGGAUCUACAGAGAAUGUUGAGCUAGCUCUGUCGUAUGGCGCAUUUAACUUAGAACUUUCAUAUGGCUUUCCGGGCUUCGAUGGCAACUUUACUUCCCCUAACGUGCCGUACUUCCCUUUACGCCGCGCAUCCUCGGCGACGGAAUACACUCUUGGGAGGGCAUUUCUGCAAGAGACAUACUUGGCUGUUGACUACGAGAGAAAUACCUUCAGCCUUAGCCAGGCAGUGAUCACAGAACAAUCAGUGAACAAUGUCGAUCUUGCAGCAAUCACACGCCCUAAUAACAGCAUUUUCCCAGGCCCAACGACAUCCGAGAACUCCGGUUUAUCAAGUGGAGCGAAGGCUGGUAUUGGUGUCGGCGUCGCGAUUGCCAUCGUUGCGAGUCUUGUCCUGGUCUGGUGUCUUCUGAGGCGGAAAAGGCGUGCUUCCAGCAGCAAUUCCCCGAUUUUCGAGAAAUCGAAAACAAGGAGGAUUUUCUCCCGAUCGCCGAAGUCACCAGGAUCCAACACUACUGUCUCAGAACUCAUUGGCGAUAAACGCCAACCCACUGAACUGAAUGCCGACAAUACGACAACACGUUUUGAACUCCCUGCCAGCGCGGCAGUGGAAAUGCCAGCAGCAGAAGUCUCUCCUGCUUUCUUCCAGAAUCCAGACGGCCGCAAUAACGUGGGGUCGCGUGGUGACCUUGGCCCACCAGCUGCAGGUAGAACUCAGGGCCAGCGACGCCACAGCAAGGAGGAAGAGGCUGAAGCUGCAAGGAGCGAGCGAUCAGCUUCGCCGGUCCCUCCAUACUCACCUGAACAUGCCCAGCGGCUCAGUGACAGUGUCAGUCCCUACAGUGCACGUCACAGUCGAGGCUUUGGCACAGUCUCGUCAGGCGAGCCAGGUAUCAGUCCAGUCGGCAACAGUUCUGGGAACCCGUCAGAACGCAACAGCAACUCAGCACCUAGUCCAGUGUCGCCCGACGUAACGUUUCAUCGAGCUUUCUCACGCUUCACGCAAGGUAGCGAGCCGAGUUCUAAUGAGAGCAGCUACGGCCAACACCUCACACCACAUGCUCCGGACAGAGCUCCGUCAAGGUCGCCGAGUCGAGGUUCGAGGUUCGUUGAAGAAGGACUCGAGGACGCAUCGGAAGCUCCUCCUUCGAGUUCUCGAAGCGCUCGGUUCAGUUGGGAGGAAUAA